Eremomyces bilateralis CBS 781.70 is the source of this 806-nucleotide messenger RNA. RefSeq lists its product as uncharacterized. The transcript has a single exon. The coding region runs from base 133 to 609 and encodes 158 amino acids. Lineage: Eukaryota; Fungi; Ascomycota; Dothideomycetes; Eremomycetales; Eremomycetaceae. The record is from RefSeq and is a predicted model, not a curated record.
CCACAGGCUUUGGGUCGUCCAUGGCACCGGAAGGCGGGUAUCAUGAACAUAUCCUGUGCUCAUGUUGAUUGCGUACAUAAUAAUGUGCGUUAGACUGGGGAUGAGUCCCGUGUUGACAAUCCCCUGGAUAUUAUGGUGUUUAUGGGUGGGAAGAGAAGGUAUUUGUAUUGGAGCACUUCUAUGACACUGGCCACAGUUUCGGAGCGCUUUGAUGACCAUAAAUCUUCUCUUGGUCAUAUCGAGUAUUUCCAAAUCUUUGCGCGCGCAAUCAUCUCCAUCAAUCUAUUCCAUCUCCUUUUCCAUUUUCUCUCUAAGCUGUUAUUCGCCCACAGCCUGGAGCGGAAGCGAUCACGCCUUGGGCCUCAUUCUGCCACCUGUACGCUUCAUGUCUACCAAACUCUUUCCGAAGAGAAGUGGUCUCAAAACCCAUACGCAUCUAUUUCCUUAAAUGGCUCAGUCACCUUUCUAAGACCACUUUUUGGCAUCAAUUUGAUUCCGAAUGCGGUCCUUGGCCAUGUCGGGAUCUGGGUCGAUUUGCACCUACCCUGUGCGAAUUUUUCAGCACACCCCGCAAGCGGUUUUGUCAACGAAAAUGGAUGUCUCCCUUGAAGUACUCCGCAUUAUUUAAGGUAUCUUCAAAGAAGUGGUACUGGCGUCUUCUUCAUCAGUCACCGGUCCAGCGAUGGCAACUUCAACAAUCACCACCUAUCGCAAGAUGCCCCUAUUGGUUUCUACUGCCCUAACAUUCCUUUCACUGCCCAUUACCCCUAGGCUAAGCCUAUUUCGGACUGCUUAGUCUCUUCUCA